Molecule: messenger RNA, 7660 nt
Organism: Salvelinus namaycush (lake trout)
Lineage: Eukaryota; Metazoa; Chordata; Actinopteri; Salmoniformes; Salmonidae
Product: nucleoprotein TPR-like
Exons: 48
Coding region: 2-7114 (2370 amino acids)
Biological process (GO): mRNA export from nucleus; protein import into nucleus
Cellular component (GO): nuclear pore
Molecular function (GO): structural constituent of nuclear pore
Source: RefSeq, a predicted model, not a curated record
AAUGUCUGCAGUGCUACUACAAGCUCUGGAGCGCGCGGAGAUAACGAAACUCCCGAAAGCUGUUCAAAAUAAACUGGAAAAGCUCCUCUCUGAUCUGCAAUAUGAAAUAGAUUUCCUCAAGGCACACCAGGAGCAAUUUAGAGUCGAUAGUGAACAACAGUUCUUUGAGAAAGUGCAGCGUCUUGAGCAGAGUCAGGAACAGUUUGUGACCCAGACUGAACAGCACUACAAACUCCGAGAGGAGUUCACCAAGAUCAAUGAAGAACUCAAGAGUGUGCGGGAAAAUAAUAAAAAGUGUGAAAUCAACCAAGACAAGUUUACAUCUGAACAGGCCCAGUUCUCAAAAGCCAAAGAUGAACUGGAGUCAGAGAAGAGGGAGCUUGUGCAUACACUGGAGAGGAGAUCUCAGGAAGUGGACUAUCUGAGUGAGGACUUGCAGCGCCUCAAUGACAAAGUGUCAGAAGUCAAUACCACAAAGAUGGGGCUGCAGCUCAAGCUAGACGAGCUCGAAUCCUCAGAGGUCAACAUCAAGUACCGUGAGAAGCGUAUGGAGCAGGAGAAGGAGCUGUUGCAGGGCCAGACGGCCUGGCUGAACGGAGAGCUCAAGGCUAAGAGUGAGGAGCUGCUGGCCCUGUCACGUCAGAAGGGCAACGAGAUCCUGGAGCUCAAGUGCAGCCUUGAGAACAAAGAGGAUGAGUUGAACAGAGUCCAGGACCAAGUGACAAGUUUAAAGACUUCAAGUGAAAGCCUUCAGAAGCAGACUGAAGACAUGAUCAGCAAACUGAAAGAGGCUAAGGAGCAGCACGCUAGCAUGGAGGAGAAGUUUAGGAAUGAGCUGAAUGCCAACAUAAAGCUCUCCAACUUGUACAAGGGAGCUGCUGCAGACUCUGAGUCCAAGAGUGAGGAGUUGAGUGGGGCUGUAGAGGAGCUGCACAAGCUGCUGAAGGAUGCUGUAGAAGCGAACAAGGCCCUGGAGGUGAAACUGCAGGAGAUGGAUGCCUGUCGGAUCAAGGAGGCUGCUGAGCUGAAGGAGAGUAUCUCCAGUCUGGAGAAAGAACUGGACAACGCCAACGAACUGCUGUCCGACACCAAGCUCAGAGGUGCAGCCUCAGUGUUGUCAGAGGAAACGAUUACCACCAUGUCCCCAACUGCAGCCGUCGUGGCCAAGAUUGUCAAACCUGGCAUGAAGCUGACUGAGUUGUAUACGGCGUAUGUGGAGACCCAGGAGGUGCUGGAGCUGCAGCGUGUGGAGAACAAACGGGUGAAUAAGUACCUGGAUGACAUAGUGCAGGAGGUGGAGGCCAAGGGUCCCGUCCUCAAACGCCAGCGGGACGAACAUGAGCGCAUGCAGAAGUCUGUGGCCAGCCUGUCGUCCAAGCUGGAACAGGCAGUUAAGGAGGUGCAACGUCUGCAGAAGGUGACUGACGAGGCCAACAAGCAAUCUUCUGUCCUGGAGAGAGACAACCAUAGGUCUGAGGUGCAGCUGGCAGACAUGGCGCAGCAGAUCCGUGUCCUACUAAUUGAGCUGGAGGAGGCACGUGGCAACCACGUAGUGCCCGACGAGGAGGUGAGCUCUGCUGACAUCAGCAGCACGUCGGAGGUCAUCACACAGCACCUGGUGACGUUCCGUGGCGUGGAGGAGCUCCAGCAGCAGAACCAGCGCCUCCUGGUGGCCCUCCGAGAGCUCAGUGACGCACAGGAGAGAGAGGAGACUGAGACCACAGGCACCAAGCACAGUGAGCUGGAGCGUAGUCUGGAGAAGGCCCAGGCAGACCUGGAGGCUCUGAGGGAGCAGCGGAGCCACCAGAUGCAGCUGGCUGAGUCCAUUGUAAGGCAGAGAGACAUGUACCGUGUGCUGCUGGCUCAGGCCACUGGAGUCAGCUUCCCUCAGCAAGGUGCAGCCACCGAGGAAUUCUCCCUGACCUCCACCCCCCACCGCUCUCCAGCUGCCACCCCCACCACAGCCACGCCCACUGGAAUCAUUACUAUGGCGACAGAGUCAACCGAGGCGGUGGAGGCCAAGGCAGCCCUCCGACAGUUGCAGGAGGUGUUCUCCUCCUAUAAGAGGGAGAGGUCUGAGAGUGACAAGGCCCUGGCGGAACAGACUGAGAAGCUACAGGAGCAGGUCUCUGACCAGAGAUCACAGAAUGCCAAGAUAUCCACCCAACUGGAGUUUACCUCCAAGAGGUAUGAGAUGCUGCAGGAUAAUGUGGAGGGCUACAGGAAGGAUAUUGCCUCUUUGAAGGAGAAGGGACAGAAGAUGGCUGCUGUUGCCCAGAAGAAUGAGCAAACUGUUAACACCAUGACAGAGGACCUGAGGGUUGCACAGGAGAAACUCAACAUGGCAGAGGGUCGUGCUGAGAGCCUCCGGAAGGAGAGGGAUAUGCUGAAGCUAGUGGAGUCCAGACUGACCCAGGAGAAAGAGGCCAUCCAGACCCAACAACGAGGACAGAACAUGCUGCUCGCCAAUCUCAAGACCAUACAGGCCACAUUGGAGCGCUCAGAGACGGACACCAGGCAGCGCCUGAGCGCCCAGAUAGAGAAGCAGGAAAGAGAGAUCGGCCAGCUGCAGAAGAGACUGGGGCACGAUGUGGAGCAACGCCACCUGCUGGGCAGAAACCAAGAUUUGCAGCUGAUGGAUGCCAAAAGGCAGCUGGAGACCCAGACAGGCCUGCUCCAGAAGACCAGGGAUCAGCUGAGUGCUGCCCAGCUGGAGAUGAGCUCUCUCAGGCUGCAGCAGGUCAGUGAAGAAGGCGGUCGUCCGUCCCUGGGCUCCCAAAGCUCCCCGUCCAUUCCCAUGGGCCUCAAAGGACUCCAUGGUUCAAAAGGGGACUCUGAGGAUCUGGGAGGCCGCCUGAGGCAGGCCGAGACGCAGGCAGAGGAGCUGGCAGAGCAGUUGAGGACAGCCACCUCCAGCAAAGAGCAGUACAGAGCCAUGGCCCAGAGCCUAGAGGAGUCCAUGGAUAAGGAGAAGCAGGUGAUGGAGCAGGCUCGGUCCUCCAUGGAGGAGCGUGUAAAGGAGGCUCAGGAGCAGCACCGUCAUCUGGAGAGGAAGCUCCUGGAAGCAGAGAAGGAGAAGCAGGGCCUGCAGGAGGAGAAGAGGAAAGCCCUGGCCUCCGUAGAGCAGCAGGUGGCUGAGCUGAGGAGGAGUCUGAGCAGUGUGCAGGCGGACCACCAGGAGGCGCUACAGAGGGCGGCGGUGGCAGCAGCCCAGGAACAGCAGGCCAUACUGGACAGCCAGGAGCAGGCAACGCUGGCGUCGGAGGCUCAGGAUAAGUACGAGCGUGAGAUGAUGCUUCACGCUGCAGACGUGGAGGCCCUCCAGGCAGCAAAGGCCCAGGCUCUGCAGGCAGCCACGCUCAGACAACAGCUGGAGGAGAGGGCCCAGAGAGCCUCUGCUCAGCUGCUGGAGGCCAGAGUCUCCUGGGAGGAACAGGAGAGGAUCCUCAAGGAGGAGAUGUCUAAGGUGGCCUCUCGCUCUGAGGAGCUGCAGAGGCAAAACAGCCUCCUCCAUGAACAGAUUCAGACCAUGAGCAGCAAGAUAGCCGCCACCCUGCAGCGCCAGGUCAACGAGUGCCCUCUGAACAUCUCCCUCACUGAGCAGGGAAAGUCUCAGGACCAGGUCCUCGAGAUACUCAGGUUUGUGCGUCGGGAGAAGGAGAUAGCGGAGUCACGGUUCGAGGUGGCCCAGGGAGAAAGUCUUCGCCACAGGCUGAGAGUGGAGCACCUGGAGAGAGAGCUGAGAGAACUGCAGGAAAGCUUUAGUGCUGAGCGGGAAAGGAUGCAGGUGACAGCUAAGACCCUGGCUCAGCACGAUGAGCUGAUGAAGAAGACUGAGACCAUGAGUGUCCUGAUGGAGACCAACAAGAUGCUGAGGGAGGAGAAGGAGAGGAUGGAGCAGGAGCUGCAGCAGACACAGGCUAAAGUGCGUAAGCUGGAGUUAGACGUAAUGCCCAUGCAGGAGUCCAACGCUGAACUGAGUGAGAAGAGCGGCAUGCUGCAGGCAGAGAAGAGGAUUCUGGAAGAGGACAUCAAACGCUGGAAGGCCAGAACACAGCAACUGGUGAGCCAGCAGAAGGACCCGGAGGAGUACAAGCGUCUCCACUUUGAGAAAGAGGCUCACCUCAAACGCAUCCAGCAACUCACUGAGGAGACAGGCAGGCUCAAGGCUGAGGUGACCAGGAGUGGCGGGUCGGUGACAUCCCUGCAGAGCCAGGUGCAGAUGCUGCGUGAAGGCCUGGGGAAGGUGAGCUCUGAGAGGGAUGCGCUGAGGAGGGACGUAGAGGCCAAGAACCUGGACAUCCAGGAAAAGUUCCGCACCAUCACUCAGGUCAGGAAGAUCGGCCGCCGCUACAAGACCCAGUAUGAUGAGCUCAAGGUGGAGCACGACAAGAUGGUGUCAGAGGCAGCAUCCACACCAGCCCAGGAGCAGGAGGUCCAGCAGGCCUCAGCCCAGGAGGUCCAGGGUCUGAGAGACUCCCUGGGACAGUCUGAGACCCGGACUAGAGACCUAGAGGGACAGCUGGAUAACCUCAACAAGGUGGUGGCUGAGCGUGAGGCAGAGGUGCGUGGGGCCCAAGAGCAGGCCUCCGGGCUGCAGACGGAGCUGACCAGGUUGAGACAGGAGCUGCAGGAGAAGGCCUCCCAGGAGGACACCCUCAGACAGCAGAUGUCUGAGAAGGAGGAGAAGACCAGAAAAGCCCUCGUAGGGGCCAAGCAGAAGAUCAACCAGCUCAUCGGCUCCAAGGACCAGCUGCAGAAGGAGAACGAGGAGCUGAAGCAACAGAGGGAGGAGCUGGAGGUCAGGGUCAGUGCUCUGAAGUCACAGUACGAGGGCCGUCUGAGCCGACAGGAGAGGGAGCUGCGGGACCUGAGGGAGCAGCAGGAGAGACAUGGGGAGCAGAGGGAUGAGCCUCCUGAACAGGGCCUCAGCAAGGCCCAGGAACAGCAGAGGACCACCGAGCAGAGAGGACCACUGAAGACCACCCCAGCUGCAGACAGGGGCAGCGCCAGUACCUCAGAGCCCCCCACUGCCAACAUCAAGCCCACUCCUCUGGGGGCCCAGGGCCAGAGCAAGCCCCCUGUCAACCCUGGGAACAAGUCCACUCCCCGGGCCAGCAUCCGGCCCAUGAUCACCCCCGCCACUGUGCCCACCCCCACUCCUACUGCUACCGUCAUGCCCACCACACAGGUGGAGAACCAGGAAGCCAUGCAGUCUUCUGAGGGCCCGCUGGAGCAUGUGACCGUGUAUGGCAGUGCCAGCGGUUCAGUACGGUCAACCAGCCCCAGCGUUCAGAACACCAACCCAGUGCUGGCGGUCCAGCAGAACCAGACCACAGCCUUUGUCCAACCAACACAGCAACAGAGCCUGCCCCACACUGAACCAGCCAAUCAAGAGCAGCCCCUGGCCCCAGUCGUCAUUGAAGCUGCACCCAGCUCGCAAGUGGAGAGGCCUUCAACGUCCACAGCUGUGUUUGGGACAGUUUCAGCCACCCCAGGGACAUCCUCCAUGUCCAAGAGACCGCGUGAGGAGGAGCAGGACACCUCUACGGUGACUGACACGGACACCCCCCAGGAGGACCCGUCUGAACCCCCCAUCCCCAAGAAGCUACGCAUCAUCCAGAGGGUAGACCCAGAGGAGCCAGAGGCCCAGGAGGAGGUGCUGGCUGAGAGCAGUACAGAGGGAUUGGUGCCUGGAGAGAGCCACGAGGCCCCAGAGAGCAGCCAGCAGGUGGUGGAGGAGUACCCAGUACUAGACGAGGCUGAUGAGGGGACAGCGUCUCAGUCUGUCCCCGUAGAGCUACUUCUGUCCCAGCCCACCGAGGUUACACUCUCAUACGACUCCCCCGAAGAAUCCCCUCAGCACGAUGUCAUCGUCAUAGUGACUGACUCGGAGAGCGAGGAUGAGCAGGAGGAUGACGAGGAAGAGGAACCGGACUAUGAUGAAGAGGAGGAGGAGGAGGAAGAUGAGGAUGAAGAGGAUGGCGGGAUGGGAGAAGAGGGAGAGGAGAGCAACGAAGGUAGCGGAGACGGCAACGAGGCAUACGAAGACGACUACACAGAGGGUGCUGACGCGACAGACCCAGGCACGGAGACAGAGGAGAGUCUAGGAGCAUCGGACUCCACUCAGCGCCCGUACGACUCCCAGACACACAGCUGUAAGACGAUGGAUACUCUGUCACACACCGUUGUCUCGGCAGCCACCUAUGAAACUUUCGCAGGAAUGUCUGCGGGAGAUGUUAUAUUUGAGGGCAGCAGCAGUAUGGAAGCCUUCUCCAGUGAACCAACCAGUUCUGCUCCCAGAAUGCCCCGGUCACCACGGAGGGCACCCCACCCGCUGCCCCCCCGUCUCAACAUCACCCAGGAACUGGGCCCCCCUGCUCAGGUACAGCCCUCCAUGCGUCGCCAGUCUGUAGGCAGAGUCCCUCAGCUCACCCCUGGGAUGGCCAGCAGCGGACAGCACUACUUUGACGAUGAUGACAGGAUGGUACCCAGUACUCCUACUCUGGUGGUGCCACACCGCUCUGACGGCUUUGCAGAAGCUAUCCAUUCUCCCCAGGUGUCUGGUGUUCCCCGGUUCAGGUUCGGCACCCCAGAGGACCUGAUAUCCCAGACCUCCCACUCUGACCUGGGACAGCUGGCAUCACAAGGAGGUCUGGGGAUGUUUGAUAGUCCUCUGUUCCUGCCAGGUCAUGAGGAUGAGUCUGGGGGCCGCAGUGUUCCCACCACACCCCUGCAGGUGGCUGCCCCAGUGUCCAUAUUCACAGAGGUCCCGCCCUCUGAAUGCCCCGAACACUCCUCCCUGUCUGUUCCUAUGGUAACCAGCUCUACCCCGGGCCAGGCGGUGGCUGGAGGACCCCCUCCUAGGGACGAGAGCGAUGUCUUAAUGGAGCCUGAGGGAGACCGUGUGGAGGUGUCUCUGGAGCCUGUGGCGUCUCAGGCAGGGGAGAUGGAGGAACCUGCCCAGCCCUCAGACGACGCAAGCCUGCCUUCUACCAGCCAGGAACCCUCCUCCAGCUCUGCAGACACUAGUAGCACUCAGCCCAAACCCUCUAGACCAGGACCCAGCCGACAGCUCCAACGCUGGACAGAGAACCAUAUGAGGAGAGGUUAGAUAACACACACAUUUAUACUGUACACAGCUCUUAAUACCACGUAUAUUAAACAUGUCCACAUCCAUUGUUGAUGUUAAAGCAAUUUUAAUAGUCACAAGAUAAAACAUUUAAUGUAAAAUUGUUACAUUAGCAUUGUCUUUGCAUUAUAUAUUAUAUAAUGUGAUUUGUUUUUACAUUGGUAAAGCAGACCGUUGUCUCAUCAGUAUGUGUCUUUUGAUGGGAACCAGGGACGUUGCCAUCACGGGGUGUAACUGGGACUGGGAGGAGAUUCGCCAGAUGAACAACCAAUCAGAGCUCCUGCCCUGACAUCAUCGCCAUGGCACUACAAGAUUGGUCACCAUGGUUCCAAAGAGAACACCCGCGGUCACCAUUAAUCGAAAUGACAUAUCGCGUUUUAGAAUCGGUUCUAGUCAUGAUGAUCAUGGAUCAUUUCAUUGUUAUGAUUAAUCGUAUUUUUUUGUACUUAAAGUUAGCAAGGACUCCGCUUACAAAAGCAUUGUGGUGUUGGUUUUUAUGACUAAUAAAGUUUGUGUGACUCAAUCGGU